Stylonychia lemnae is the source of this 1278-nucleotide messenger RNA. The record is from the annotation of a GenBank genome assembly. Lineage: Eukaryota; Ciliophora; Spirotrichea; Sporadotrichida; Oxytrichidae.
AUGACUUAGAUAAUUAAUGAGAAAUUCAAUCCUUUCAGUACUUUAGUUGAUUAACACUAUAUAGUUUUAAAGAUAUACUUCAACAAAAUGAGCGAUACCUCUUUUAUUAUUUCACAAAACAUCAAAGAUGGACUUUCAAUAGUAAUAUUAAUCUCUGCUAUGUUUCUUCUGUUAACGUAGAUUCAACCAAUUAAUAAUUAUUACAAGGAGACUACCCAGAGGAUAAAUCUAAAUAAGAUUGGUUCUAUACUCCAUUUGACUGAAAUAGAUUUCCUUAGUUUAAGACUGGACAAGCAUAAUAGGAGGAUAUUAGAAGUUGUGGUUAUUCUUAUUUCUUUUUCCAAGCUUUAAAUAAUGCAUCUUUAAGUUUACCAGAGAGAGGUUCAGCAUAUUUUGGAUUUGAAAGUGAAAUCUUUUGUAUGCAGCCAUCUUAGAGCAACUAAAUUUGGAAUGGAACGAAUCAUCCAGUAUCAUAAUGCAGAACUAGAUAAGUUAACAAUAUAACUCUCACUUCAUACAGCCCUACUUGUAGAUAAUGGUAUAAACGGCAAAAGGCUGAUUAGAAUUGUAAACACUAUUAACUAAUUCAAUACCAAUAUAGUUACAUUUAUUGAAGAUAUUUACAGAUUCGCUAGAGACAAGAAAUUUGGAACUUCCAUAUGCUCUCCAAUUACUAUUGAUUCCAAAUACUAUGGUGCUCACUGCUAAGAUGUUUACCCUACAUUAAACUAAAGGAAUAAUGGAAACUAUACUGAAUUUUCAACAUAAAUGUCAAGUAUUAUCUAUGGAGAUGAUGAAAACAUUGUUGUUGAAGGUUUUAAUAUCGAUGGUUCAUUUAAAGACAAGCAUAUUUAGAUUGCUUACUUUAAGAAAGAUAAUACUUAAUUCGUCUUGAAAAAAUUUUCUGAAUCAAUCUUCGAUCCAAUGGAAGAGCUGCAUUAGAAGAUUUAGUAAAUGAUCCUAAAGCAUGAUUAAACAGAGUAAAAAGAACUAAAUGAGCUAUUUGAAGCAGCCAUUUUAUUCAUUAAAACAUUGAGAACUGCUAAGCAAGCUUUUUUGCUUGGUAAUUACGGCAGAGCUAUACUUAACUACAAUGAAAUUGCAAAGAACUUAGGUGAAAAAUCAAUAAAAAGAGGAAUCUGCCACAAUAACAUAGGCUGUAUCUUGCUGACACUUAAGGAGAAAAAGCCUCUAAUAUAUUUUUAAGAGGCUAUUUUUUAAUAGCAGGAAAACCUUAGUAGAAUUCCAAAAGAUAGCAAUGAGUAUCAACAUAUUUGA